AGCCUUAAGCGAAAGAACAACUUUCUCUCACUGCGUAGCUUAUAUGGGAUAGCGUUUUUCUCUUUCUAGUGCACUCUCAAUCUUUUAUUUCAGAAAGAACGAUUUUUUGCAUUUCGCGGAUACAACGACGUGUUGAAAAUGAAAGUGUAUUUUAUUUACAACGGCCGAGACGCCGAUGGCGGUGUUGUGAACGAGGUACCAGAGGCAUUUAAGCUCAAGAUUGAGGUCCCUGCAUCGUGGAUGGAGGGACCAUGCGAACGACUGCAACUGUUUUUCCUCAAAACACUCAAAGCAAAGCGUGACAUUGACCUUGCCGCACAAGACGUGUGCAUGAAAUGUGGCGGUCUUUUUCUGAAGCCGCAAGAUGUGGUUUCGAAAUGCAUGUCCGACUACAACGACGUUUAUGUGCUUCACAACGUCCCUGAGAAGGUGAAACAGAAUCACGAUGGCGAGUUGCGCUGCACGAAUUUCGGCUGUAAUCAGUACUAUAAGGAAGACGACAACACGGAUACAUCCUGCCACUGCCACACCAAAGGUCCAGUCUUUCACGAUUUGGAAAAGCACUGGGGCUGCUGUGAAAACAAGAAGGCUUGUGACUGGGAGUCGUUCCAGAAGAUUCCCACUUGCAGUAUCACUCGCCACAGCACUGCAAACAAGCCCUUCAGCUUUCCGAAGGAAGAGAUUACGAACGUUCCUCUCUCUGCUGAGCAGCUGAAUCAAACCGCGUCCGCUCCGUCAGGAAUGCAUGAUGGCAAGAGAACGACAGGACCGCGUGAGUUUGAAGGUGCGUCGUUCAUGCACAACGAACCGCAGCAAGUUGUUGACGGAAAAGCAAGGUGCCGAAAUUUUGGCUGCACCAAGGAAUUUGUUGUUGCGGAGAACACAGAAAUUUCGUGCCACUACCACAAAGACGGACCUGUGUUCUGGGACACCUAUAAGUACUGGAAAUGCUGCCCGGACAAGCGAUGUCUCGAAUUCGAUGAUUUUGUCAAAAUUCCUGGCUGCUGUGUAGGAUAUCACAAACUUUAA
Messenger RNA from Leptomonas pyrrhocoris, 1029 nucleotides. RefSeq lists its product as hypothetical. The record is from RefSeq and is a predicted model, not a curated record. Gene Ontology annotation, biological process: centrosome duplication. Lineage: Eukaryota; Euglenozoa; Kinetoplastea; Trypanosomatida; Trypanosomatidae. Gene Ontology annotation, molecular function: zinc ion binding. Bases 139 to 1029 code for a protein of 296 amino acids. The transcript has a single exon.